AGCCGUGAGACUAAUUAUUUGUUCCUCUAUCAGCGAUAGAAAACUGACUACAGAAUUUACUUUAUUCAUCAGAGACGAAAUCAAAUCCGACCUCUUGCUUAAAGAAUAUGACUCUGAACCACCAUGUCAACUCUAACUCUGUGAUUAAAAACUGUUGGUCAUUAAAUGGUGGUUCCAAAUUCCAAUAACGAUUUCCUCAAGGUGUAAAAUUGAAGUUGAUGGGAACAAAGUCUUUUAUCUUCUUCUUUUUUUCCCCUCCUAAAUUUCUUUAAUUGGGAAAGUCCCAUGUAACAUUUGACGAAAUUGUUGCUUCUAGAUGUAAGUUCAAUUUAGAAGAAAUUGAAGAUGCAAGUUCAAUUUAGAAAAUUCCUGUGCUUGCAUAAUCCAGUUUCCAGCUAACUAUUUUCUUUCCUUUUGUCUCCCCCAACCCCCCACCCCUUUCCAAACACCCCCCACCCAUGUCAUCUUACCUUUUCCCAAGAAUCGGCAAAUUUUUGGAUUUAGCAUCUGGAGUAUCAAAGUCUUUCAAGUAACUUGCUCGUCUUGUUUUUUCACUUCCUUAAAAGGGGCACUUUUUUGGGCUUUUGCAUCAUUCUUUUGGUAUAAAAGGGGUUGUAGCUAGUAGCUCAAAAGCCAUAGUAGCUUAAUCAAGAUUACAAAUUUUGUGUUUGAUUUUGCUCCAUGAAUGGUUAAAGAAAGUAUCUUUGGAUAGUUUUUCUUGCUGUUCAAAAGGUACAUUUAUUGAGCUUUUGCAUCAUUCCUUUAGCAAUUCUUGAUUUUUUCAAUUUCUCAUUGUUGUUGCUCAAUCAAGACUACAACUUUUUGUUUGAUUUUGCUUUAGAAAUGGUUAAAGAAAGCUUCUUUGGAUGAUUUUCUUGUUGUUCAAUGGUACAUUUAUUGGGCUUUUGCAUCAUUUUUUUGGUAAUUCUUGAAAAGGGGUUGUAGCAAAUAGCUGUUAGUUCUUGAUUGUUCAGUUUAUUGUUGAAAAGUCUUAGUAAUUGGGAGUUGUUGCUUAAUCAAGAAUCAAGAAAGCUUCAUUUUUGGAUAAUUUCUUAGUAGGGAAUUGUUUUCUUCUUGUUCAAAAGAGUUGAGAAGGGUAAAAAGUAGAUUCAGUUUGAGGAGAUAUACAAUGAAGGAUUUUGCUGGCACACCUGGUACUUUAACUGGGCUUUUUCUGAGGAUGGCUCAGUGCUUUUUUGCUGCUGGUGCAAUUGCCGCAAUGGUUACUUCUAAAGGUUUCUUCAAUGUCACAGCUUUUUGCUACUUAAUAGCCUCAAUGGGUUUGCAAGUCAUCUGGAGCUCCGGACUUGCCUUUAUGGAUGCCUAUUUCUUGGCAAAGAAGAAGUCAUUCCACAAUCAUGUUUUACUGAGCCUCUUCGUAGUUGGAGACUGGUGUACAGGAAUGCUCUCGCUUGCUGCAGCUGCUUCUUCAGGUGGUGUAACAGUGUUGUACUUUCGUGACUUGGGAGGUUGCAGUUUCGGCGAGGAAUGCACCAAGUUCCAGUUAUCCGUCGCGUUUGCUUUCCUCAGUUGGAUAUCGAUUUAUAUAUCUUCGCUAAUUAUGUUUUGGAUAUGGGCUGCGAGUUAGACGAUUUCUGUAUGGUGCUGCAUUCAUCUGUUGCCAUGGUCUUUUGUUACUGUCCAAUUUUGAAGUGUGAAAAGGAAAAAAUAUAGGGUUUAAGAGACUGUUCAUUUUGUAUACUGACACACCUACUGUAAUUGGUCAUUUGAAGUUAAUUGAGGAAGGCCUUUUGAUUA
Capsicum annuum is the source of this 1758-nucleotide messenger RNA. Its product is annotated as CASP-like protein 5B3. Gene Ontology annotation, cellular component: plasma membrane. Bases 1130 to 1588 code for a protein of 152 amino acids. NCBI's taxonomy places the organism in Eukaryota, Viridiplantae, Streptophyta, Magnoliopsida, Solanales, Solanaceae. The record is from RefSeq and is a predicted model, not a curated record. The transcript is spliced from 4 exons.